Molecule: messenger RNA, 2316 nt
Organism: Anastrepha ludens (Mexican fruit fly)
Lineage: Eukaryota; Metazoa; Arthropoda; Insecta; Diptera; Tephritidae
Gene: ERp44
Product: endoplasmic reticulum resident protein 44
Exons: 8
Coding region: 382-1665 (427 amino acids)
Source: RefSeq, a predicted model, not a curated record
ACAGUGUGCUAAGUCCCUUUUUCUGUCUUUCCCCGGAAUUGUAACUUUUAUUCGUUAAUUAAGUUGUAAAGUGAUAAUAAAUUCUUUCGAAUACGAAAGUUCUUUUAUGCACAAUUUUUGUGACAUUCACAGUAUAUUGCCCUCGGAAUGUUAAAAUAAAAAAUCAAAAUAGAUAUUAUACAUAGAGUAGGCAACAUUGUUUGCCAGCGGUGUGAAGUUUUUGACGGACAGCAUUGGGAAGUAAAAGAAAAAAGAAUAGGUGUCUGAGCGGACGCUGGCGAACGUAAAGUGUCGAUGAUUUUUUUCACGCACAUCUAAAUUUCUUUAGCAAAUCUUAGCAAUCUUUAGUUUAUUUGUAUAUAUCAUAUAGAAGUGUGGAAAAUGCAGUUUUGGAGCAGUCGAAAAUGUCACUGCUUAGCAAUUUUUACGGUAAUUUAUGUCCUUUAUAAUCCUACCGAUUCUGGAGCAGUGGACAUUAACAGUGAAAAUAUUGACAUGACAUUAGCGUCCAAUGAAUUGGUUUUUCUUAAUUUCUACGCCGAGUGGUGUCGCUUCAGUAAUCUCCUAGCGCCGAUUUUCAAUGAAGCUGCCGAUAAGACGAAAGAGGCUUUCCCCGAACCAGGCAAAGUAGUGCUCGGUAGAGUCGAUUGUGAUCGGGAAACAGCAAUCGCUUCACGCUUUCACAUAGCCAAAUACCCUACACUCAAGGUGAUACGCAACGGACAGUUGAGUAAACGUGAAUAUCGGGGACAACGCUCUGCCGAGGCGUUUGUGGAAUUUGUGCGGAAACAACUUGAGGAUCCAAUUAAGGAGUUUUCGUCAUUGAAGGACUUGGAGAAUCUUGAUUCAAGGAAACGUAUAAUUAUAGGUUAUUUCGAUCGUCGUGAUCAGCCGGAGUAUGAAACUUUCCGCAAAGUAGCUACAAAUUUAAAAGAAGAUUGUCAAUUUCAUGUCGGCUUUGGAGAUGUUGUUCAGGCCAUGCAUCCGCCAACUGAGGACGACAGUAGCGAUAGAAGAGGUAAAGCGCUUUUAAAUUUAACAUUAGGUCAACCCAUCAUUGUUUUCCGACCCGAUGUGGCAUUGUCGCACGAAAACGAUGAAACCUUCACGGGCAGUUUGAAAAACUUUGAUGAGCUAAAAAUUUGGGUGCAGGAAAAGUGUGUGCCAUUAGUGCGCGAGAUUACAUUCGAAAACGCUGAAGAGUUGACCGAAGAAGGUUUACCAUUUUUGAUACUUUUCCACAAGCCAGACGACACUGAGGCAAUCAAGGACUUUAAGGCGAUUAUAGAAACCCAAUUACUGGAUGAGAAACAGAAUAUCAAUUUCUUAACGGCAGAUGGCCAACGCUUUGCACAUCCAUUACAUCAUUUGGGUAGAUCGACGGAUGAAUUACCGUUGAUUGCUAUCGAUUCAUUCCGUCAUAUGUAUAUGUUCCCUAAAUUUGAGGAUAUGUAUACGCCCGGCAAGUUGAAGCAAUUUUUGCAGGAUUUGUACAGUGGAAAAUUGCACAGAGAAUUUCAUUAUGGCCCCGAUCCUUCAGGCAAUGAAGUGCAAACCGAAGCAGAUUCCAAAUCAGGCAAAGCCACUUCACCGCCAGAAUCAAGCUUUAAAAAGUUGGGACCUUCGAAAAAUCGUUACACACUAUUGCAUAAGGAUGAACUGUAAAGUCUGUUAUUAGGCUCUAGAUUAAACCCACACACACAAGCAUGCACUCACAAAACCCAGACACACACGCGUGUAUUGCUUGCAUGCACACAAUAGACACCUGAAAAAUAAAUAACACCAGUCAAAUCAAUAGAAAAAACAAUCAAUCUCAUAUACAACAACAAAUAUAAAUACUGAAUGGAUUUUCAAUAAGUGGUUUGUUUCUUUGUUGCUUCAUACACUUAAAGAUUUUUUUGAAAUCUUUUGUUCAAAAGCUAUCUAUUUUGUUUGAAUAUUUAACUAUUGAAAACGUACAUAAAAAUGCAAUUGUGAUUAUAAGUUUUAUGUAUUAAUUAUAAAAAAAAGUAAAUUAAAUUACUGAAAAAUAAGCGCUUGAAUUAUUUUUGAUGCAUAUAUAUAUGUAUUUGCUAAAGAUUUUCCUUAUGUAUUGAAAUUCGUUGGAGCUUAGCAAAGCAUUUGAAUACCCAUAAUUGUAGUUUGCAAAGGAAUUUGUAGAAAUAACCAUAUUUACUAUAAAUAAGUUUUUGUAAAAUUAGACAAUGAAAUGUAUUUUUUUUUUUUUUAUUUAAAUAGUAGUAUUUCACCUUAAAUGUAUGUUUCUGAUAUUUUUAGAUAUUAUUGAUGAAAUAAAAAUGCAUUUUGCAAAGGUAA